Molecule: messenger RNA, 900 nt
Organism: Carlito syrichta (Philippine tarsier)
Lineage: Eukaryota; Metazoa; Chordata; Mammalia; Primates; Tarsiidae
Gene: LY6G6F
Product: lymphocyte antigen 6 family member G6F
Exons: 6
Coding region: 1-900 (299 amino acids)
Source: RefSeq, a predicted model, not a curated record
AUGGCGGUCUUAUUCCUCCUCCUCCUGUUCUUAUGUGGGACUCCCCAGGCUGCUGCAGACAACAUCCAGGCUAUCUACGUGGCUUUGGGGGAGGCCAUGGAGCUGCCAUGUCCCUCACCACCCACUCUACAUGGGGACGAACUCCUGUCUUGGUUCCGCAGCCCUGCAUCGGCUUCCUUCACCAACCUGGUGGCCCAAGUUCAGGUGGCCAGUGCAGCCCCAGACCCUGGGAAACCUGGAAGGGAAUCUAGGCUUAAACUGCUGGGGAACUAUUCUUUGUGGCUGGAGGGGUCCAAGGAGGGAGACGCCGGGCGGUACUGGUGUGCUGUGCUGGGUCAGCACCAAAACUACCAGAACUGGAGAGUAUAUGACGUCUCUGUGCUCAAAGGAUCUCAGUUAUCUGCAAGGGCUGCAGAUGGAUCUUCCUGCUCUGUCCUUCUAUGCUCUGUGGUCCCUACCAGACGCCUGGACUCUGUGACCUGGCUGGAGGGGAGGAGUCCUGUGAGAGGCCGUGUUCAGUCCUUCUGGGGCGAUGGAGCUGCUCUGCUCUUGGUGUGUCCUGGGGAAGGUCUUCCUGAGCCCAGAGGCCGUAGACCAAGAAUCAUCCGCUGCCUCAUGCCUCACAGCAAAGGGGUCAGCUUUAGCCUGGCAGCCUCCACAGGUGCCUCUCCCACCCUCUGUGCUCCUUCCAUGGGCUGGGGUGUGCCCUGGAUCCUGAUGCUGUUGCUCACAGUGGGCCAGGGACUCACCAUCCUGGCUCUCAGCAUCAUGCUCUGGAGGCGGAGGGUUCAGGGGACUCCAAGCAGAGAUGUCUCGAUUCCUCAAUUCAAACCUGAAAUCCAGGUCUAUGAGAACAUCCAUUUGGCUCGUCUCGGCCCACCUGCCCACAAGACCAGGUGA